AUGAUUAACAAUACAAAAGAUGAUUUAUGUCAGUUAACAAAUCUUGAUAACGAAUCAAUAAUUGAUAAUCUAGAAAAGAGGUAUAGUUCAAAAGACAUUUAUACUAAAAGUGGAUUAAUGUUAUUAUCAAUCAAUCCUUAUCAACAACUUGAUAUUUAUUCAUCUGCAUAUAAGAAUUUAUACAAACGUACUGAUAAUUUAAAUCCUCACAUCUACUCAGUAAUUGAAGAAUGUCUAACUAACAUUCCAAUGUAUGGAAAACAUUCUAUAAUUGUUAGUGGGGAUUCUGGGUCUGGUAAGACUGAAUGUACUAGGUUCUUAAUGGGUUAUUUAGGACUGGAAAUGAUAUCUGAUAUUGAUGUGAUUAUUGAAAGUUUAGGAAAUGCAGUUACUGUACACAAUAACAAUUCAAGUAGAUUUGGAAAGUUAAUUAAGAUAGAUAAAUCUGUGAGUAUAGAAACAUUUUUAUUAGAAAAAAGUAGAGUAACAUUUCAAAAUAAAAAUGAGCGAAACUUUCAUAUAUUCUAUUAUAUAUUAGAUGGUAGUAAUUUAUCUUAUUCUAAUGAUUAUAUAGAUUAUGAGUGCGAUGGAAAAUACAAAGGGAAAUAUGAUGAAUUAAGACAUGCUUUUAGUAAUGUAGGAUUAGAUUUUGAAACUAUAGAAAAUUUAUUAUUAGGAAUUCUUUUUUUAGGAAGUAUCAAAAUAGAGAAUGGUCAAAUAGCUGAUAGUAUAGAAGUUUUAAAUUUAUGUACUAUAUUUGGUAUAAGUAAAGAAACACUCAAGAGAUAUUUAUGUCAGAAAGAACUUAGAAUUAAAGAUGAGGUAAUUAUUAAAGAAUACACUCAAAAAGAAUUUAUAACUGUAAGAAAUUCAAUAGCAAGGCAAUUAUACUCACUUUUAUUUGAUUAUGUUAUUCUUCACAUAAAUAAUUAUAUGAAGAAUAAACAAGUGGCUGUUGAGAAAUUAAAUAUACUUGAUAUUUUUGGAUUUGAAGAUAUCGGUAAGAAUGGAUUAGAUCAAUUUUGUAUAAAUUGGUGUAAUGAGAAGAUUUACGAUGGGUAUGUUAAGAAUACUUUUGACUAUCAAAGAUCGUUAUUUAUGGAAGAGAACAUUAAUUUUGAACAAAUAAGCAAUACACCACCUUUAAAUAAGUCUAAAAUUGAUUUAAUAGAAAAUAGUUGUGGAAUAGCUGAUUUAAUAGCAGAAGAGUCUAAAAUUGGCAGUAGUCAUGUAAAUUUAGCAACUAAAUUAAAUUCACGUUUAAAACUUGACACUAAAUAUGAUCAGAUAUUAGACUUUACACAUUUUAAUGGAAUAGUAUCUUAUGAUUUAAUAGAUUUUGUAAUGAAGAAUACUGAGAAGGGUGAUUUAAGUAUUUUUAAUGACUAUUGGUUAGUUAAGAAUAGUCAGGUUAAUAAGACCAAAGAUGUAAUUUCCUAUUAUAGAAAUAGUCUUAAAGAAUUGUUUAAUAUUCUCAAUAAUACUCAGAUAAAGUAUAUUAAGUGUAUUAAACCUAAUAAUACUAAAGAGCCAUUUAAAUUUGAUAGAAAUGUAGUGAAUCAACAAUUAAUAGCUAAUGGAGUACUUGAGUCUGUAAGUUUAUCCAAACAUUUAUUUACAUGUUGGAUGUAUAUUGAUGAAUUUGAAAGUAGAUACAAAGAUUUAGAAAUUAAAGACUCUGUUGUUAAAGGAGUAACUAGAAUAUUUUUUAAUAAUAAAACUUUAAAACAUUUAGAAAGUGAAUUGGAAACUAAACUUUUAAAAGAAGUAGCUUUUAAAGAAUUUAAAAAUAUUCAAAUUAGAAAUUUUUGUAAAGGAAUAGUUAAAAAAUUAAAAGAAAAAGAAGAAUUAAUGAAAGAAGAAGAAUUAAGAAUUAAAAAAUUAAAAGAAGAAGAAUUAAUGAAAGAAGAAGAAUUAAGAAUUAAAAAAUUAAAAGAAGAAGAAUUAAUGAAAGAAAAAUUAAUGAAAGAAAAGGAACAAUCUAAUGAAUUUAAAAUAUUAAAAGAAGAAAAUAUGAAAUUAAUAGAAAAUUUAAACAAUUUAGAAUUUAAAGAAAAUUUUAUAGAUGACAAUAUAAAAAUAACAGAUGAUGAUAGUGAAAAUUACAUUGACAUGUUUAAUAACUCAAUGAAUUUUAAAGAUUUAUUUAAAUUUAAUGAAAAAGAUUUAAAUGGAAAAUGUAAGAAUUGUAAAAAUUUAGAAAGAAAAUAUAAGAUGCAAAUAAAUCAACUAAGUGAAAUUGAAAGAUUAGAGAACGAGAAUUAUGAAUUGAAAAGAAAACUAGAUAGACAUGAAAACAAUAAUAGUAGAAAUAUUAUUAAAGACAAUGUAAAUAGUUUUAUAUAUUUAUAUAUAGAAAGUUAUCCCAAAUACAACCCAAAGGCUUAUUUAAAAGGAUUAGAACAAAAGAGUCUAUCAGAAGAACAACUAUUAAGUUUAAUUCAUGGCGUAAUGAAUAUUAUUAAGAAAGAUAAUUUAGAAAUUCGAUAUUUCAUAAAUGAGAUUAUAAGAUUGUUACCACUAAUUAGAAAAAAUACUAAUUUAUCAAUAUUCAUAUUUAGUAAUUUAAUUGAACUUAAAGCAAUGUUUAAAGAUAGAAAAGUUGAGAAACUUAAUGAGUUAAUUGAUAAUCUGUUUAUAUUUAUAUGUUUUAGAUUUAAAGAUUCAUUAAAAAAUUUUUUACCAUUUUCAGUAAUUGAUCAUCAGUCACUUAAACAAUAUAAAGCUAAACAGCCUUUAUUUAAAAAGUUGUUUGAAGGGAAAUCAAUCUAUGAGUUAAAAAACAAACUAGUUGAUAUUGUUGAUAUGUUACUCUUUUAUCAUGUACCAAAUAACAUAAUUCAGUCAAUUAUGAAUUACUUGUUAUCUUAUAUAGACUUUGAGUCAUUUAAUUCAUUUUUAACAAGAAAAAAUUUUUUAUCAUUUAAUAGGCUCAUACAAAUUAACUUUAAUGUUUCAGAAUUGAUAAAACUAUCUUAUAAACUAGACUUAAAUGUAAAGAUGAAGUAUACAACAGAAGCAGUUAAAAUAGGAAUGGAAUUAAGUGCAGCAUUUAUUGAUAUUAAGAUAUUAGAAAAGUCGUUUCUAAAUUCAAUUCAAAUUAACUCAAUCAUAUCAUCAUUUGAUAAUCAACCAAUUCCAUUAAUGAAUUCAGAUGGCAGUGAUUGUAAAUUUUUAAAAGAACCAAAACCUAAAUUUAUUAAAAUUCAGAUAGAACAGAAAGUAAAAGAAUUUACUUUACCUGUUUUUAUUUCUAAUAAAGAAAUCAAUUUGAUAUUAGAAAGUUUAGAUUAA
This is a messenger RNA of Hepatospora eriocheir, 3294 nucleotides long. The record is from the annotation of a GenBank genome assembly. NCBI's taxonomy places the organism in Eukaryota, Fungi, Microsporidia, Hepatosporidae.